CUAACAUUCAGGCAUCGAAACGGCCGCGAAGCUGCGCAGUUCAGUCAAGUGUGAGCACACAAGUAAGAGCGAGCCCACACGAGGAUGGCGGACAAAAUGCUUUUUGCACCGCUGCUGUUUCUCAUCGUGUUAAUAUGGCCCACGAUCAUCAUUCCAGUAACUAGCAAUGAAGCCUGUGUGUAUGAUAAUGCUGUUGCCACACUGACUGGACGGAGUUGUAGAAACCGACGUUGUACCAUUGAGGAGAAUAACUGCAGGGGCAACAGGGAAUGUCUGUGUGAUGGAGCAUGUGGUUACCGUUGCAUCAGCACCAUAGUUUCUUACUGCAGGGAGCUUGAGCCCCCUGUGAAUGGAUCCAUCGAAUACUUGGACGGAAAUCGCGCCUUUGGCGCCAGGGCUGCUUACGAGUGCGAUCACGGCUACCUGCUGUCUGGCGAGGACGAAGUACGGACAUGCCUGGGUGAGAGGGAAUGGAGUGCUGGCGAAACUCCACGGUGCAUAUCUCAAGGAGAACUAUGUCCCCGUCGGGAAGGUGUAGACAGAGAGUGUCAACAAUCAUGCACCAGACGAAAGGAUUGCCUCAACAAACAUGAGGAGGGUUGCUUGUGUGAUGGUGACUGCGGUAUGAGCUGUCUAAGAGUCUUUGUUGAUGAGUACUGCCCUCCAGUGGAACUGAGCGAGGGCGCCGUUGUCCUGUUCAUGACAACCAAGAAAAUCGUGUACCGGUCUAAGGUAAUGUUGGGCUGUGAAAAUCAAUACAAGAUAGCAGAAGGUAACGUGAAUAUCACCUGCUUGCUCAAUCGAACCUGGAGUGGACGGCCUCUCCGCUGCACUCCCAAAGCUUUAUGUACCAGCCCACCGGUCAUAGAGGGUGCCCGGCAUGACAGCUGGGAACACCGAUUCUACGCAGGCGACGAGCUGCUGUACACAUGCAAGCCUGGUUACUACACCUAUGGGCUUGGGCAGACAAGUACCUGCAGGGACGAUGGGCAGUGGACAAACGUGACCUUGGAAUGCUAUCCCAAAAGUUGCGGAGAUCCAGGCUACUUAAGGAAUGGCAGGAGGGAGGGAAACUUGUUCACCUUUUUGAGUAGGGUCACUUUCCAUUGCAACAUUGGCUACGAGAUGCGAGGUUAUGCCCACAGGACCUGCAUGUCCGACCAGAGGUGGAGUUCAUUCAUGCCGGAAUGCGUUGCAAUUGAAUGCCCGAGGUUGUAUGCACCAGAAUUUGGAUCAUUAGAGGGAACGCGGGUCACGUAUGGUUCUGAGGCAUACUUGGAGUGCAACCGAGGCUACAAGCUCUUGGGAAGUGAGUACAGGCGUUGUCAGGCCAACGGAACUUGGAGUGGAGAAGAGACUACUUGCCGAGUCAUUACGUGUCCUGAGCCAGACACUCCGGACAAUGGCUCCAAGAGGUCGCCUCGGUACGGGUUGGACGCCAUCACUCACUUCUCCUGCAAUUCGGGAUACACUCUGUUUGGGAGUAGCACCACGCGGUGCACCGCUGAUGAGAGGUGGUCAGAGCCCACGCCGGAAUGCAAAGGUGAUUGCAGCGUGGAAAGCUCUCCUCGAAAUGGCUACUUUUUACAUAGAUAUGAACGUUACACAGAGGGCCAAGUGGUUCAGCAUGGAACAGUUAUAGAGGUGAGAUGUUACAGGCUUUACUCCUUAAACAGUGAAGAGCCAUAUGAAUGCAUCGAUGGAGAGUGGUCAUUUGACGCAGAGUGUGUUGAAAAUCCGUGUCCCAAGCUAUCAGAGCUACUCAAUGGACAGAUCACUUACGAUCCAGAAUUGGUGAAUCAGUCGCAGAGCACUGUCCCCCAUGAGACAGUGGCCACAUACAGCUGCCUGUACGGCUUUGAACAACAGGGAGGGUACAGCACAACACGCUGCUACUUUGGUGCCUGGAAUGGCCGUUGGGAGCCUGUCUGUGAACCGAAGACUUGCAGUAAGGAAACUUUGGAGAACGGAAACGUGCGCUACACUAAGAAUGACCAGGAUUUUAGUGUGCGGGACCAAGACCCCCAUCAUGACGUUGUCAGGACUGCCAGAUGUAGUAAUGGCUACAGUUGGGAACCAUCCUCAAGAAGGCAGUCAGUGUGCGAGAAUGGCGAGUGGAGUGACUCACUUCCAACCUGCAAGCCAGAUGCCUGUUCUACACCAGAUGUCGAUGGUGGUGAUAUAGACGUGCAAAGUAUGAGACAUGGAGGUACUGCACAGCUCACUUGCAGAUGGAACCUGAAAUCAAGCGUUGGUGAUGGCCAGUUGCAGUGCCAUGCAGGACAUUGGGUACCAGACGGCAUUGAAUGCAUCAACAGAGAUGCACCUUUCAACGUGGCUUAUGGAAAACCUGCAUCGCAAAGCCCAAUUUCUGAGGUCUCCAGUAGGAAACAAGCUCCCCUGGCAGUGGAUGGAGAUAGGACUACUGACAAAAACCAUGGAAGCUGUACUGUUGCAAAAAAAUCCACACAGCAGGUUUUCUGGGAAGUAGACUUGCAGAAUACCUACAAGAUAGAAUAUGUGGUGAUCUACACCAAAUCCAAGUCCCAGGUCCGAGGAGCCACAGUCCAAGUUGGAUACAGUGGCAUGGCUAGGCAGUCCUACAGGCAAUGUGGUCAGGAAGUGAAUAGACGCACGGUUGCAGUCCCUGAGUCUGGUCUGCGAGUGGAUUGCACAUCGCAGCUGAUUGCUGGACAAAUAGUCCGAAUCGAGCGUCAAGCUGACAGCAUGAGCCUGUGCGAGGUAGAGGUGUUUGUCACUGGCCCCGUUGCUACGUGUCGAAUUCCGGACAUAGCCGGAAUGAGACAGACACUGGCAGGAACCAACGAGGAGCUGCAUGCCGGUACCAGAGUUCCUCCAGGUACAGCUAUUGACUACAGCUGUGAGGGUGAGAGUUACCAGCACAACGGAGUCAGAGAUAAUCACUGUAACAGUGAUGGUACAUGGGCGAAUACUAACCCCAGUUGUGAUGCAGCUGAUUGUGAAGUUCAGGCCCCUGAAAAUGGUUGGCUAUUACAGCAGAUAAGCCGUCUUCCUCACGGCUAUCAGCUUGCCUACUCUUGUAGAGAUAGAUAUGAAAAGGCACAAGAUAUCGUCACUCAUUGUGAGUCAGGCGAGUUGACCCCUGAACCCCGGUGUGUCCCUGAACAUUGUAGACUACAGGCAAGUGAUUUCGGUGAUGUUAUCAUCAAUAACAACGAACCUGCACCUGAUGCUGACGGAAUUGUACACAUACCUCAUGGUACUAAAGUCCAUUUCACCUGCGCAAGAGGACAUAAUCUGAUAAAUCAAAAUAGAAACACUCCUCGGUGUUGGAUGGGACAUCUUCAGGAUAUCACUCACAUCCCAUAUUGUAGCCCAGUUACAUGUGACUAUCCACCAUACCCCCAGCAUGGCAGCUACAACCUGGAGCAGGGGGACAGUGCGGUGCACGGUUCUGCCAUAAGGUACGAGUGUUAUAAGGGAUAUCAGUUACAAGACCCAUCCAAAGAAUAUUCUUACUGCGUUGAUGGGAGAUGGAGCCCAGAGGAGCUACCUGUGUGCCAACGGCUGACAGUGCCAGUAACAGAAACACCGAAUGCAAAUGCUCCAUGCCCCACGCCUUCUCCACCCAAUGCCUUGGUCUUCCACAAUGGCCAAAACAUUGCCUUGAUUGACUCUGUAAUCAAUUUUGGUCAAGGUGACUGGAUUGUCACUCGCUGUAUUAACCACUACAGUGCAAAUGGGAGGAAGGCAGUCGACUCUAUGUGUUCAAAUGGCGCUUGGACUCCUGCCUUGCCAUCCUGCGGUAAGACAAACAUUCGUGGCUGUGUGUUCUGAUCGAGAAAGCCUGCAGAGUUAUACUCAUGCAGUAUGACUGCACUAGUUUGUGCUUUCAGCUAUAGGAAAAUAUAUGUUCAGCAGUUUUCAGUACAGUGCGUGUA
This is a messenger RNA of Acanthaster planci (crown-of-thorns starfish), 3923 nucleotides long. Its product is annotated as sushi, von Willebrand factor type A, EGF and pentraxin domain-containing protein 1-like. Lineage: Eukaryota; Metazoa; Echinodermata; Asteroidea; Valvatida; Acanthasteridae. Gene Ontology annotation, molecular function: protein binding. The record is from RefSeq and is a predicted model, not a curated record.